This is a messenger RNA of Musa acuminata AAA Group (dessert banana), 1980 nucleotides long. RefSeq names its product glycine-rich cell wall structural protein 1-like. NCBI's taxonomy places the organism in Eukaryota, Viridiplantae, Streptophyta, Magnoliopsida, Zingiberales, Musaceae. Bases 1 to 1980 code for a protein of 659 amino acids. The record is from RefSeq and is a predicted model, not a curated record. The transcript has a single exon.
AUGGCGAAGCGGGCGUUGGUCCUUCUGAUGGUUUUGGCGUGUGUUGCGAGUGGGAGUGGGAGAGAGGAAGGGAAGAAGUUGACAAGUUCGGAGAACCACUUGAUUGACUCCGGCUCAGGGUGGAAGGGAGGGAGCCAUGGUGUCGGGCCUGGGAUUGGUGUUGGUGGUGGGCCGAUUAGCGAUUGUGUUAGGAAAGGGAAACGGCAUGGUGGCGGCGGCGGUGGAGUUGGUGGAGGGAGAGGGAUCGGUGGAGGUGGCGGUGUAGGUGGUGGAGCCGGUGGAGGCAUUGGCGGAGGCGGUGGAGUUGGUGGAGGGAGAGGGAUCGGUGGAGGUGGCGGUGCAGGUGGUGGAGCCGGAGGAGGCAUUGGCGGAGGCGGUGGAGUUGGUGGAGGGAGAGGGAUCGGUGGAGGUGGCGGUGCAGGUGGAGGCAUUGGCGGAGGCGGUGGAGUUGGUGGAGGGAGAGGGAUCGGUGGAGGUGGCGGUGCAGGUGGUGGAGCCAGUGGAGGCAUUGGCGGAGGCGGUGGAGUUGGUGGAGGGAGAGGGAUCGGUGGAGGUGGCGGUGUAGGUGGCGGAGCCGGUGGAGGCAUUGGCGGAGGCGGUGGAGUUGGUGGAGGGAGAGGGAUCGGUGGAGGUGGCGGUGUAGGUGGCGGAGCCGGUGGAGGCAUUGGCGGAGGCGGUGGAGUUGGUGGAGGGAGAGGGAUCGGUGGAGGUGGCGGUGUAGGUGGCGGAGCCGGUGGAGGCAUUGGCGGAGGCGGUGGAGUUGGUGGAGGGAGAGGGAUCGGUGGAGGUGGCGGUAUAGGUGGUGGAGCCGGUGGAGGCAUUGGCGGAGGCGGUGGAGUUGGUGGAGGGAGAGGGAUCGGUGGAGGUGGCGGUAUAGGUGGUGGAGCCGGUGGAGGCAUUGGAGGAGGCGGUGGUGGCAUCGGUGGAGGUGGUGGAGCUGGUGGUGGCAUCGGUGGAGGUGGUGGGGCAGGUGGUGGCAUCGGUGGAGGUGGUGGAGCUGGUGGUGGCAUCGGUGGGGGUGGUGGAGCUGGUGGAGGCAUCGGCGGAGUUGGCGGUGGCUUUGGCGGGGGUGGUGGAGCUGGUGGAGGCAUCGGCGGAGUUGGCGGUGGCAUGGGCGGAGGUGGUGGAGCUGGCGGCGGCAUGGGAGGAGGUGGGGGAAUUGGUGGUGGCAUCGGUGGAGGUGGCGGGGCUGGUGGAGGCGGCGGAAUUGGCGGUGGCAUGGGCGGGGGUGGUGGACUUGGCGGGGCCAUCGGCGGAGGUGGUGGCAUCGGCGGAGGUGGUGUCGGUGGCGGGAUUGGAGGAGGUGCUGGGGCUGGAGUUGGAAUCGUGGGUGGUGGCGGCAUUGGUGGAGGUGGUGGUGUUGGAGGAGGCAUCGGUGGGGGUGGAGGUGUAAGCGGCGGGUUUGGAGGAGGUGCUGGGGCUGGAGUUGGAAUUGCGGGUGGUGGCGGCAUUGGUGGAGGUGGUGGUGGUGUUGGAGGAGGCAUCGGUGGGGGUGGGGGUGGUGGUGUAGGCGGCGGGUUUGGAGGAGGUGCAGGGGCUGGAGUUGGAAUUGCAGGUGGUGGCGGCAUCGGUGGAGGUGGUGGUGAUGUUGGAGGAGGCAUCGGUGGGGGUGGUAGUGUAGGCGGCGGGUUUGGAGGAGGUGGUGGGGCUGGAGUUGGAAUUGCGGGUGGUGGCGGCAUUGGUGGAGGUGGUGGGUUUGGCGGAGGUGGCGGUAUUAGUGGUGGCGCAGGAGGUGGACUAGGUGGAGGACGUGGCUUUGGUGGUGGAGCUGGUGGAGGUUGGGGCAUCGGCGGUGGUGCUGGCGGUGGAUUCGGUGGUGACGGCGGAGCAGGUGGCGGCUUUGGCCCCGGAGGUGGCAAAAAGCAUCACCAUGGGAAAAUUGGUGGUGGGAAGGGCAUUGGCGGUGGAGGCAGGUCAGUCGGAGGUGGUCCUGGCGGCUCGCUGGAACAGGGAAAGCCUCAUCAACUUACGAAGCCUUGA